Molecule: messenger RNA, 1689 nt
Organism: Brassica oleracea var. oleracea
Lineage: Eukaryota; Viridiplantae; Streptophyta; Magnoliopsida; Brassicales; Brassicaceae
Product: pentatricopeptide repeat-containing protein At1g60770-like
Exons: 2
Coding region: 25-1503 (492 amino acids)
Cellular component (GO): mitochondrion
Molecular function (GO): protein binding
Source: RefSeq, a predicted model, not a curated record
GACAGUCUAUUACGACGGGGGAAAAUGGCGUUGCGACAUUUGAGCCGACCGAGAGACAUCGUAAAGAGAUCGACGAAGAAGUACCUCGAGGAACCUCUAUACCACCGUCUCUUCAAGGACGGUGGAUCAGAGGUGAGUGUGCGUCAGCAGCUGAAUCAAUUCCUAAAGGGCACUAAGCACGUCUUCAAAUGGGAAGUCGGAGAUACCAUCAAGAAGCUCCGAAGCCGCGGCCUCUAUUACCCAGCUCUCAAGCUAUCUGAAGUUAUGGAACAUAGAGGUUUGAACAAGACGGUGCGUGAUCAAGCAAUCCAUCUCGAUCUCGUCGCCAAAGCUCGUGGAAUCGCUGCUGGGGAGACUUACUUCGUCAAUCUCCCGGAAACAUCUAAAACCGAGCUCACCUAUGCGUCUCUUUUGAACUGCUACUGCAAGGAGUUGAUGACUGAGAAAGCAGACGGUCUUCUCAACAAGAUGAAAGAGCUCAACAUUACUGUUAGCUCCAUGUCCUAUAACAGCCUCAUGACUCUUUACACAAAGACGGGACAGGCCGAGAGGGUUCCGGGGAUGGUUCAAGAAAUGAAGGCUGAGAAUGUCAUGCCUGAUUCUUACACGUACAAUGUCUGGAUGAGGGCACUGGCUGCUACUGAUGAUGUUUCUGGUGUCGAGAGAGUCAUUGAGGAGAUGAACAGAGAUGGUAGAGUUGCUCCAGAUUGGACUACAUACAGCAAUAUGGCGUCUAUAUACGUUGAUGCGAGACUGUCUGAGAAGGCUGAGAAGGCACUUCAAGAACUUGAGAUGAAAAACACGGACAGGGAUUUUAAGGCGUAUCAGUUUCUUAUUACAUUGUAUGGACGACUUGGGAAACUGACUGAGGUUUAUAGGAUUUGGCGUUCGUUGAGGCUGGCUAUGCCGAAAACCUCAAAUGUAGCUUAUUUGAACAUGAUACAAGUGCUGGUGAACUUGAAAGAUGUAACUGGUGCGGAGACACUGUUCAAGGAAUGGCAAGCUAACUGUACUACUUAUGACAUCAGGGUUGUGAAUGUGAUGAUUGGAGCUUAUGCAAAAGAAGGUCUCAUCGAAAAAGCAAAAGAGCUCAAGGAGAAAGCUCCGAGAAGAGGAGGAAAGCCCAAUGCUAAAACGUGGGAGAUCUUCAUGGAUUACUAUGUUAAGAGUUGUGAUACGGCUCACGCACUUGAGUGUAUAUCUAAGGCAGUUUCCAUAGGCAAAGGAGAUGGUGGUAAGUGGUUACCAUCACAGGAAGCAAUCAGUAGUUUAAUGAUCCAGUUCGAGGAAAAGAAAGAUGUUAAUGGAGCUGAGAAUUUGUUGGAGAUUUUAAAGAAGGGAACUGAUGAUAGUAUAGGUGCAGAGAUCUUUGAAUCAUUGGUAAGAACGUAUGCAGCAGCAGGAAAGAGUCAUCCUGCUAUGCGCCAGCGUCUGAAGAUGGAAAAGGUUGAGGUUAAUGAAGCGACGCAGAAGCUUCUUGAUGAAUUAUGUCACGAAGAGUGAGUAAAGGUCUCUGUUCAUCUCUCUUCUCCUUCAUAUUUUUCCCUUCAGGGAGGGUACUUGCAUUCAGACAGCUCUGUUUCUUUAAUAAGAAUAGGCUCUUUUUAUAUGAUAGCGAAUACGUAAAUCAAUCUUAUGGGUCUGUUUUACAUUCACAUACGACGGUUUGUUUCAUGUGUUUUCUGUGAA